This is a messenger RNA of Glossina fuscipes, 740 nucleotides long. RefSeq lists its product as uncharacterized. The transcript is spliced from 3 exons. The record is from RefSeq and is a predicted model, not a curated record. NCBI's taxonomy places the organism in Eukaryota, Metazoa, Arthropoda, Insecta, Diptera, Glossinidae. The coding region runs from base 55 to 702 and encodes 215 amino acids.
CAUUCAUUGCCCUUUUUAUAAGUGCGAAACAACAUCUGUUUAAUAGAGCGGAAAAUGUUAAGCAAAUUAAAUAUUUUAACUAUCUUCAUAAUUACAAUAAAUGUAUCUCAAAGAAUUCAGGCGGCUAGAUGGAGUUGUGCUCGUAAUGCUUCCGAUAUACCUAUGCAGCAAUAUUUAAAUAAAACAUCGGGAGUGUGGUACGAGCAAGUACGUAUACCUCCAGCAGAAGUUCCUGCCUGCGUUAAAGUUAAAGCACCUUCGAGCGUAGAAAAAAACGAAUAUCAUCUAGAACUAGAUUACGUUAACAAUGUCAAUAAAAAAUGGGAAUUCAUGCAGGAGAAUUUAACCUUUCCAUGGGCCGACGAGGUUGAAAAUGGGAAAUUCGUAUUAAGCUUUGAUAAUGGUGAAGUUAACAUUACAUACAGAUUACUGAAUGCAGAGGACGGGAAUUUGAUGCUACUUUGCGGCUACGCGGAAGGGCUUUCAGCUAUACCGGUAUUUAAGAUUUUAAGUCGUGAUAUAGUACCCGAUGAAGAGCAGUUAACGAUUUUGUUGAAUUCACUAGAAAAAUUGGGAAUAAAACCUAAUCAAAUUACUCGGGUUUAUCAUGGCGAAAGGUGUAACAGCGCAAAUCGUUUAAGACCGGUAACUUUUGUUUUUGUAUUUUUUGUUGUUUUAUUUCGCAUAGCAUACUAUGUAUAGCACCGCAUCAAGUACUUUAAGUUAAUAAAAUAUUUAAA